Molecule: messenger RNA, 1674 nt
Organism: Saccharomyces eubayanus
Lineage: Eukaryota; Fungi; Ascomycota; Saccharomycetes; Saccharomycetales; Saccharomycetaceae
Gene: RSC8
Product: Rsc8p
Exons: 1
Coding region: 1-1674 (557 amino acids)
Biological process (GO): positive regulation of DNA-templated transcription
Cellular component (GO): SWI/SNF complex
Molecular function (GO): zinc ion binding; DNA binding; histone binding
Source: RefSeq, a predicted model, not a curated record
AUGAGCGACACAGAGAAGGAUACGGACGUUCCCAUGGUGGACUCGCACGAAGCGACCGAGGAACCAGCGACAACAACCGUGACAACGCCAUCUUUCCCGCACCUGCAACAGGAACAGGCCAAAGAGGAGUCAGCCUCAUUGGGAGUGGAAGUGGCUCAUAAGAAGGUAAACUACGAGCAGGAGGCACAGAAACUUGAGGAAAAGGCUUUAAGGUUCUUGGCCAAGCAGACACAUCCGGUGAUUAUUCCCUCGUUUGCCUCUUGGUUCGAUAUUUCGAAGACCCACGAGAUUGAAAAAAGGUCCAAUCCGGACUUCUUCAACGACUCAUCGAGAUUCAAGACGCCCAAGGCGUAUAAGGACACAAGGAAUUUUAUUAUCAAUACAUAUCGUCUUUCACCAUACGAGUAUUUGACCAUUACCGCCGUGAGAAGAAAUGUAGCCAUGGACGUUGCCUCGAUAGUGAAGAUCCAUGCGUUUUUGGAAAAGUGGGGAUUAAUCAAUUACCAGAUUGACCCGAGGACCAAGCCUAGUCUUAUCGGGCCAAGUUUUACCGGCCACUUCCAAGUGGUGCUGGACACUCCGCAAGGUUUAAAGCCGUUCUUGCCAGAAAAUGUGAUCAAGCAGAAAGUUGAAGAAGAAGGCGAAGACGAGCCACACGUCAAGAAGGAGUUCCCCGUGAACCUUUCGAUUAAAAAGAAUGUUUAUGAUUCUGCGCAAGACUUCAAUGCAUUACAAGAUGAGAGUAGAAACUCGAGACAGAUCCAUAAGGUUUACAUUUGCCACACGUGUGGUAACGAAUCGAUCAACGUGCGCUACCACAAUCUGCGUGCCCGUGACACAAAUCUAUGUUCUCGCUGUUUCCAAGAGGGCCACUUCGGUGCGAAUUUCCAAUCGUCGGAUUUCAUCAGAUUGGAGAAUGGCGGAACUGCCAUCAAGAAGCACUGGUCGGACCAAGAAAUGCUUUUGUUGCUAGAGGGUAUUGAAAUGUACGAAGAUCAGUGGGAAAAGAUCGCUGACCACGUGGGUGGCCACAAGCGCGUGGAGGACUGUAUUGAGAAGUUUUUGAGUUUGCCAAUCGAAGACAGCUAUAUUCACGAGGUGGUUGGCUCGCAACUAAAUAACAAGAGCGACCACAGCAGUGGCGCGUCUGGGUCUAAACUGAUGGGGUGUGUGAACGAUGCGGUCGUUGCGUUGUUGCAAGGUAACGACAAACUGGAUAAGGUUUCUGACAAGUCUAAGGAGAUCUCGCAGAAGUACAUUCAGGAAAGUCAGGUGAUAAUUCAAGAGCUGGUGAAAUUGACCAUGGACAAACUGGAGAACAAGUUCACGAAGCUGUGUGAUCUGGAGACGCAACUGGAGCUGGAAAAGCUGAAAUACGUGAAGGAGUCCGAAAAGAUGCUAAACGACCGGUUAUCGUUGAGCAAGCAGAUCCUGGACGUGAACAAGUCGCUGGAGGAGCUGAACGUGUCGAAAAAACUGGUACUGAUCUCGGAGCAAGUAGACUCAGGCAUACAGCUGGUGGAGAAGGACCAGGAGGGCGGCCACGAAGACGGCAACACGGUCACGGGACAUGGCGUGAAGCGUGUGGGCAAAGAGGAUGAGGGCAACGAGGCGGGCGAGGGCGACUCUAUUGCCCAGCUGCAGCCCCAGGUGUACAAGCCUUGGUCGUUGUAA